Rotaria sp. Silwood1 is the source of this 1446-nucleotide messenger RNA. Lineage: Eukaryota; Metazoa; Rotifera; Eurotatoria; Philodinida; Philodinidae. The record is from the annotation of a GenBank genome assembly.
AUGAUGAUUGAUAUGACUCUUAAACAAAUGGAACUUCAACAAGCAUCACAACAUCAAGAAAUAAUAUUAUCAAAUGUUGAUAAUCUAAGUUCAUUAUCAUCUAUAUCAUUAAAUAAUGAAGAAAAAGUUCCGACUAAUGUUAAUGCGACAGUUCCGAUUGCAGCAACAAUAACACUUGAACUUAAAAUUGAAAAUAAUUCUAAUAGUACACGUAUCAUUGAAAAUAGUAUACUUCUUAAAACAAAUUUAAUUGAAAAAAAUUCUAAUGUUCUUUUUGUACUUGUUUAUACUUUUCUUUAUUUAAUAACAUUAAUCGAAGAUGUCGAACUAACUAAUGUUGCUAUUGAGCAUCUUUAUUCCUUACUUAGUUAUAAUCAAACCAAUCGAAUAUUUACUUAUUUAUCAACCAAAAUUCGUAGAAGAACAUUCGGUGGAACUAUUGUUAAUCUUAAUCUAUCAACUGUAAUGACACCAUCAUUAUCAUCAACGGUUUCAAUAGAUAAAUUAAUUGAACUUGAUGUUAAAAGAAUGAAAGAACUUUCACCUGUUGUUUAUUCAAAAGAAAGUUCAUUAAAAACUCCUAAAUUAAUAUCAUUACUAUCAUCAAUAUUAGCUAGUAUGACUGGUACAGCAACUAGUAGAAAAAUAAAACCAAGUUAUUAUAAUAAAAAAACUAAAUAUAAACGUGAUUCAAAUAGUAUAAUGAAAGAAAAAAGUGAAAAACAACAAUUAUCUAAUAUAACAGAAGAUACAUUAGGUGGACAAUUGAAAUUUGGUCUUGCAAAAUAUCUUGCUUUAGAAUUUACUGUAGUAAAACAUUUUGUUGAUUGUAUUGAUUGUAUUGAUCGCAUAAGAUUUCUUUCACGGUUAAUGAUCGGUUCGUUAAAACAUGCAGCUAUAACACGCAAUAAAGGUAGAAUAAUAUGUCAUCGAAUAUCUGUUGUUGCAAGUCAAUUAAUAACUGAUUAUAUUUUAUAUAUUUCAACUAGUUUUGCUAAUCAAUCAAAAACAUCAGUUAUUCAUUUGUCUUUAUUAUUUCAUUCAUUUAUUCUUUGUCAAUUAUGGACAAUGUAUUGUGAACAAGUUAAUUAUGGAUAUGAUCGUGAAUCAUUUGUUGAAAUUAUGAAUUUUUGGACGAGGAUUAGAUCGGAUAUACUUCGUUUAUUAUCAUAUUCAAAAGUGAUAUCUAUUUUAACUAAAUGGCUUAAUCGUUUACAAUUUACAAUCGGACAAAUUGAAACUGAGACAAAUUUUGAUCUAUAUGGUUCAACAAUGCAACGUGUUUUAACUGAUAGGAAUUUUCUAUCAGAUUGGACACGAGAAACUAUUGAAAAAGUUGAUAAUUAUUUUCGUUCAAAAUAUUCAGUCGGUGAAAAUGGAAGUAGAAUAAAUGAUAAAAAAUUAUGGAGUGAUGAAUAUUUAUUACAUUUAACUAAAUAUAAAUGA